AUGAACCUCCUACUAGCCAAAAUUCUCCAGGAAAAUCGGAUUGCCAUAGCGGUUGCAUCCAGCGGCAUCGCAGCAACUCUACUGCAUGGCGGUCGUACGGCACACUCAGCAUUCAAAUUACCACUAGACCUGACCAAACAGGGAAAUCCCACUUGCAAUGUUAGUCGUGGCUCAGCCAUGGGGAAUCUUCUCACUGAGUGCAGCCUUAUCAUCUGGGAUGAGGCAGCCAUGUGUCAUAGGGCAGCAUUUGAGGCGCUCGAGCGGUUUCUUCAAGACCUGAGACGCAAUAUGAGAGUGAUGGGUGGAGUGAUUGUUCUGCUUGCUGGCAACUUCCGACAAGCUCUACCUGUCAUUCCACGGGGGACAAGAGCUGACGAGGUAAAUGCUUCCAUAAAAUCAUCCUACUUAUGGCACCACAGCGAAAAACUUCACCUGACUCGAACAUGA
Molecule: messenger RNA, 447 nt
Organism: Octopus sinensis (East Asian common octopus)
Lineage: Eukaryota; Metazoa; Mollusca; Cephalopoda; Octopoda; Octopodidae
Exons: 1
Coding region: 1-447 (148 amino acids)
Biological process (GO): telomere maintenance; DNA repair
Molecular function (GO): DNA helicase activity
Source: RefSeq, a predicted model, not a curated record